AUGAAGACCGCCGCCGCCGCCACUCUCCUCGCUGCUGUCCCCGCCGUCCUGGGUCAGAACAAGCCCUUCGAGGGUCUCACUGUCCGCUCUGGAUCCGACUUCCAGUACGCCACCAUCACCCAGGCUGGUCUUUCCUUCUGGGUUGGCAAGGAUACCGAGUCCUACUGCCCUGAGGCCUCUGUGCCCAUCGACUGCCCUCCUGGCAAUGUUACCGCUUUCGUUGGCGGCGAGGGUACCCUUUCCAUGGACGUUGAGGUUCCCGGCGGCCAGCAGGUCUACAUUGCUCCCACUGGUGAGCUGAAGGUCACUCAGGCCCACUCGGCUUCGAUGCCCGAGGGCUCUAUCCAGGAUGGCUUCCACAAGUCUGAGAGCAACAGCCUCGGCUUCCUGCACUGGACCAACGGCUUCCUCGCCUGCCCCGCUGCCAACAGCACCGACGGCUACCCCUACCAGAUCUACGCUUCGGUCGACGGCCUCAAGCGCACUGACUGCCUUGGCUUCGACUUUCUGACCUCCAACUACACCGGCACUGGCGCCGCUGCUUGGCAGUACGCUUAA
Molecule: messenger RNA, 558 nt
Organism: Aplosporella prunicola CBS 121167
Lineage: Eukaryota; Fungi; Ascomycota; Dothideomycetes; Botryosphaeriales; Aplosporellaceae
Exons: 2
Coding region: 1-558 (185 amino acids)
Source: RefSeq, a predicted model, not a curated record